AUGCCAGCAACCCGCAAAUCCACCCGCGGCGUCGCCGCCCGAGCUGCGGCAAGCAAGCAGCAGUCUACCCUCAGCUUCAACCACAAAGUCACCAAGAGCGGCGCCGUAAAAUCAGGCAAAGCCAGCAAGCUCUCCACACCCACCGCCACCAAGGUCGAGCCAGAACCCCAAACCCAGACCCCUGCCAGCGAAGACGUAGAGGAUAUUGAGACGCAGGAGCCAGAGGAGGCCCAAGUAGCGCAGCCAGAGGCCGAGAAGAGCGCUGCGGAGCUGAGCGCCGAGAAGGUCACCGAUGCGCAAAUCAAGCGCUACUGGAAGGGGGUCGAGGCGGCGCGCAUCUCGAAGCGGGUGCACCAGGAGGACCUGAGCCAGGCGGAGAAGGUGCUGCGCUACUUCGACGUCAGCUCACAGUACGGGCCGUGCAUCGGCAUCCCCCGCACGAAGCGGUGGUACCGCGCCGAGAAGCUGGGCCUCAACCCUCCGAUUGAGGUCCUCGCGGUGCUGUUAAGGGAGGAGGGGCAGGGCAACAAUGAGAUUGAGAGGGCUGCUAUGGAUCGGCUCAUGGAGUCUACGGCCAUUGGAAGUGGCUGA
Diaporthe citri is the source of this 591-nucleotide messenger RNA. RefSeq lists its product as uncharacterized. Gene Ontology annotation, cellular component: delta DNA polymerase complex. Lineage: Eukaryota; Fungi; Ascomycota; Sordariomycetes; Diaporthales; Diaporthaceae. Gene Ontology annotation, biological process: DNA synthesis involved in DNA repair; DNA-templated DNA replication. The coding region runs from base 1 to 591 and encodes 196 amino acids. The record is from RefSeq and is a predicted model, not a curated record. The transcript has a single exon. Gene Ontology annotation, molecular function: DNA-directed DNA polymerase activity.